UUAGCUGGAAUUAUGUCCAGGAGAGACGUUUUAGCGUAUCGUACAGUUAAUCUUGUUAUCACUGUUUAAAAAAAUGCAGACCAUCACUAUUCUUGACUCAGUUAUACUUUGAAGUGAUCUCUAAAAGUCUAAGGAGGUUUUUCUCGGUUGAACGCGAAGAUGUUGAAUGUUCUUGCCGAGAGGAGUUGGGGAAAUGUGCGGCCCAGUCAAGUGCAUCGCGCCGAAGCUACCCGCAGGACUUUCCGGCUGCAGCUGAGCAAGCACCGCGACGUUCAACGCAUUCAUUCCAGCGGGAUCAACUCGCUGGACAUUGAUCCCAUCGAUUACAAAUUUAUGCUAUCAGGAGGGGCUGAUGGAGUCAUUGCAAUCUACGACCUGGAAUGCAUUCCAGAGGUCAAAGAGUUCACUUGUGAGACAGUGUGUACUAUUGGCAGGUCCAAUCGGCAUGUUCACAAGCACAGUGUGGAGACAGUCCAGUGGUAUCCAAGGGAUACAGGAAUGUUUACAUCCAGCUCCAUGGAUACGACUCUUAAGGUCUGGGACACCAAUGCCCUGAAGCCUGCAGAGCGCUUCGUCCUAGGGAAGGGCAUCUACAGCCACCAUAUGUCUCCUGUGGCUAACAAACAUUGUCUUAUAGCUGUUGGAACGAUAGAUCCCCAUGCUACCCUAUGUGAUCUUAAGUCCGGCUCCUCAACCCACAUCCUCAAGGGGCACAAGGCUUCAGUGGUCUGUGUGCAGUGGUCUUCUAAAGAUGAGUUCUUAUUGGCAACUGGGAGCCGGGACAACAAGAUACUGAUGUGGGACAUCCGCCAAGCCAAGGGAAGUCUGAUGUCCCUGGAUCAGCACAAUGGUGAAGUGGUCAAAGGCUCUUCUGCAGUGAGUACAGCUCAUAGUGGUCAUGUUAAUGGACUGUGCUUCACCGAGAAUGGUCUUCAUCUGGUCAGCUGUGGGACAGAUAACAGGGUCAGGCUCUGGGACACACUCAAUGGCAAAAACACACUGAUCAACUAUGGUAAGGUGUCCAAUAACAUGCGUAAGUGCAUUGAGAUCUGCACAUCAUCGGGUGUUCAGCCUGACGUGGCUUUCAUCCCCAGUGGGAGUGACAUUGAUAUGUUUGAUGUGUUCAGCGGAGAGACAGACAGUACCAUGAAGGGCCACUACAACAAUGUUAACUGCUGUGUCUUCCAUCCUCUAUACCAGGAAGUAUACAGUGGAGGAAACGACAGUAACAUCCUGAUCUGGGAGCCUGAUAUGGGUCACAUUCACUUUGAAGAACCACCACCAAAGAAACUAGCCGGUGCAUCUAAGGUGAAGAAGUUCAAUGGAAACGAGAUUAAUGCCACGGCAGACACAUGGAGUAGCAGUGAUGAAGGAGACUGAAGGUUGACAUUGGUUGGUGUAAGAAGAACAACUGCAGUCCAGCUGCAGAUGAGGGUCAGAUAUGAAGAAGGGCUGGAUCUUUCUGAAGAUGGUAACCUUCAUACAUUGUAGAUGAUGAUCUGUAAGGGAAAUCUUGAUUGAAGAUGAGUAAUGCUGUACACAUGCUAUACAACUCCUGUUCAUCUUCUGUGUAUCAUCAGUGUGCAGGCUUGGCAUCAUCUGCAGCUUCUGUGCAGCAUUUGUGCCGCUAGUGUGCACCUCCUGUGCAAAGGCUGUGAAUUUCAUAUGCAGCUGUGAAGCUUCAAUGGUUCUCUUGUGCCAUCACUAUGUAGCUGUUGUAGGUGUGGUGUAUCAACAUGCGAAAGAGUCGAAGAAUGUUCCAGCAAAGCAUAGUAAGAAAGUGACUACCACCACAGUGUCCGCUCGAUGAUGUGAGAACUCACAAGCAGGUUUAGUAACCAUGAUGAUAUAGAUAGAGAUGGAGAUAGAAUUCGAUGUGAUUGUUAUGAAUAAAGCAUUAGACCUAAUAUCAGUUAAAUUUCUGCCUUGAACCGAAAGCAUGGCAGUCUAUCUCAUGUAUACAUAUAUGUGUGUGUUCUAUUUAGCAUUUUGAGCCAAACUUGAAAGUGGUUGAAUUGUGCCUAAAUCCAUUAGAAAAUGCCUGAAAACUAUAGUGGAGAGUCACAGGUGUACCAUAAAAAUCAUGACUGUUGCUUAACCUUGUACUCCGUGGGUAGCACUCUGCUAAGUAGUGUAUCAGAAUGUCCAUGUUAUUUUCAAUUUCUCACCUUUACAAUCGAUUCUCACAAAAAUAUAUUCUACAGCGUGGUAUCGGAGAAGCUGGCUCCUUAAUCACUUAAUUAGAUAACUUUUAAAACAGUUGAAGAAAGAGUAAUUUUUGGUUGAUUUGUUUAUUGAAUUUGAAUUUGAAUUUGAAUUCAUUUGCAACAACAAUCAUAUAUG
Strongylocentrotus purpuratus (purple sea urchin) is the source of this 2343-nucleotide messenger RNA. RefSeq names its product DNA excision repair protein ERCC-8 (gene ercc8). Gene Ontology annotation, molecular function: protein binding. Gene Ontology annotation, cellular component: Cul4A-RING E3 ubiquitin ligase complex; nucleotide-excision repair complex. The transcript has 9 exons. NCBI's taxonomy places the organism in Eukaryota, Metazoa, Echinodermata, Echinoidea, Camarodonta, Strongylocentrotidae. The coding region runs from base 160 to 1380 and encodes 406 amino acids. Gene Ontology annotation, biological process: protein polyubiquitination; transcription-coupled nucleotide-excision repair; proteasome-mediated ubiquitin-dependent protein catabolic process. The record is from RefSeq and is a predicted model, not a curated record.